Messenger RNA from Lepus europaeus (European hare), 1422 nucleotides. It is a transcript of the gene FAH, whose product is annotated as fumarylacetoacetate hydrolase. Gene Ontology annotation, biological process: homogentisate catabolic process; L-phenylalanine catabolic process; L-tyrosine catabolic process. Gene Ontology annotation, molecular function: fumarylacetoacetase activity. The record is from RefSeq and is a predicted model, not a curated record. Lineage: Eukaryota; Metazoa; Chordata; Mammalia; Lagomorpha; Leporidae. The transcript is spliced from 14 exons. The coding region runs from base 79 to 1338 and encodes 419 amino acids.
GGCAGGGGGCCGAGUCCAUGCCGGGGCGCCCCCGCAGCGUCCGCGUCCAGUCCUGCCGGCCACACCGCGCUCGCCGCCAUGUCGUUCAUCCCGGUGGCCCCGGAGUCCGACUUCCCCAUCCAGAACCUGCCCUACGGCGUCUUCUCCACCCCCAGCCACCCCAGACCCAGGAUUGGCGUGGCCAUUGGCGACCAGAUCCUGGACCUGAGUGCCAUCAAGCACCUCUUCACGGGGCCUGUCCUCUCCCAACACCAGGAUGUCUUCGAUGAGCCAACUCUCAACAGCUUCAUGGGCCUGGGCCAGGCUGCCUGGAAGGAGGCGAGAGCGCUCCUGCAGAACUUGCUGUCUGCUGGCCACGCCAGGCUCAGAGACGACCAGGAGCUGCGGGCGCGCGCCUUCACCUCUCAGGCUGUUGCCACGAUGCACCUGCCAGCCACCAUAGGAGACUACACGGACUUCUAUUCCUCGCGACAGCACGCCACCAACGUCGGCAUCAUGUUCAGGGGCCAGGAGAACGCGCUGAUGCCCAAUUGGCUGCACUUACCAGUGGGUUACCACGGCCGUGCGUCCUCCGUCGUCGUGUCUGGCACCCCGAUCCGCAGACCCGUGGGGCAAAUGCGACCUGACAACACCCAGCCUCCUGUGUACGGCGCCAGCAAACGCCUGGACAUAGAGCUGGAAAUGGCUUUCUUCGUAGGCCCCGGGAACAGACUGGGAGAGCCCAUCCCCAUCUCCAAGGCCCACGAGCACAUUUUCGGCAUGGUCCUCAUGAAUGACUGGAGCGCCCGAGACAUUCAGCAGUGGGAGUAUGUGCCCCUGGGGCCGUUCCUUGGCAAGAGUUUUGGAACCACCAUCUCCCCGUGGGUGGUGCCCAUGGACGCCCUCCUGCCCUUUGCUGUGCCUAACCCGGAGCAGGACCCCAAGCCCCUGCCGUACCUCCGCCAUGACCAGCCCUACACGUUUGACAUCAAUCUCUUUGUCGCUCUGAAAGGAGAAAAUAUGAGCCAGGCAGCCAUCAUUUGCAGGUCCAACUUUAAGCACAUGUACUGGACGAUGCUACAGCAGCUCACGCACCACUCUGUCAAUGGCUGCAACCUGCGCCCGGGGGACCUGGUGGCUUCCGGAACCAUCAGCGGCCCGGAGCCCGAGAGCUUCGGCUCCCUGCUGGAGCUGUCCUGGAGGGGCACAAAGCCCAUUGAGCUGGGCCAAGGGCAGACCAGGACAUUCCUGCUGGACGGCGACGAAGUCACCCUGACAGGAUAUUGCCAAGGGGACGGCUACCGUGUCGGCUUUGGCCAGUGUUCUGGAAGAGUGCUUCCUGCCCUCCUGCCCGCAUGAGCGGCUCCAGCCCCCUGGGUGACAGGGACCUCCCGCAACAGUAAAUAAAGCCGUGGUGCAGUGUCCCCACGCCCGAGGCCCACA